This is a messenger RNA of Pangasianodon hypophthalmus (striped catfish), 2995 nucleotides long. Its product is annotated as histone-lysine N-methyltransferase PRDM7. Lineage: Eukaryota; Metazoa; Chordata; Actinopteri; Siluriformes; Pangasiidae. Gene Ontology annotation, molecular function: histone methyltransferase activity; protein binding. The coding region runs from base 232 to 1056 and encodes 274 amino acids. The record is from RefSeq and is a predicted model, not a curated record. The transcript is spliced from 7 exons. Gene Ontology annotation, cellular component: nucleus.
CGCAGAGCUCCAUCAAUAGGUGGCAGUAAAGCGCCCAGUCGCUGUUUCUCCAACCGCUAGAAACGCCCGAAGAAGAAAAAGGCUCCACAGCUUUCUCAGCUUUAGCCGACCGAGCUAAUAAUCACUUUAAAUAAUUUUUGACACAGGUUUGCAGUUGCAGUUCGAUGGAGUUCAAAAUAAAAGCACGUUAUUGUGUCUAUUACUGAGGAUUUAAAACCCUGAGAUGUUAUAAUGAGUUCAGCAGGAGACAGACAGCGCUCCUCCAGGAAGUCUCGGGCUCCUGAUCCUGCUCCCUCACAGCUGUGUGAGGAUGUGAAAACAGAGACUUCAGAUGGAGGAACAUUCGACGUGUCAGAAGUGAAGAAAGAGGAGACGCUGGAGCUGAACAUCUACAACCAUGGAGACGACGCUGACAACACACCUGAAGUUAUCUCCAUUAAAGAGGAAAAUCCUGACAAUAAAGACUACCUCUACUGUGAAAUUUGCAAAUCUUUUUUCUUCAACAAGUGUGAGGUUCACGGACUGCCUCUCUUCAUCCCUGAUACUCCUGCUCCCAUGGGAGUCCCUGACCGAGCCAGACAAACUCUUCCUCCUGGACUAGAGAUUCGGAAGUCCGGUAUUCCUGACGCAGGCCUGGGAGUGUUUAAUAAGGGGGAGACUGUUCCAGUAGGCGCACACUUCGGACCCUACCAGGGAGAGCUGGUAGACAGAGAAGAAGCCAUGAACAGUGGAUACUCCUGGGUGGUCUACAGGAGCGGGCAGUGUGAAGAAUACAUAGAUGCCAAGAAAGAGAUGCAUGCGAAUUGGAUGAGGUAUGUGAAUUGUGCUCGUAAUGAUGAAGAGCAGAAUCUUGUGGCUUUUCAGUAUCGAGGGAGCAUUCUGUAUCGCUGCUGUCGACCCAUUAACCCAGGACAGGAGCUCAUGGUGUGGUAUGAAGAGGAGUACGCUAAAGAUCUCUGCCCUGCAUUUGAUUGCCUCUGGAACAAAAAGUGCUCUGCAGAUGAGAAAUGCAUUAAAUUUAUUUGGGAGGAACUUCAUCAUGCAGCAAGACAAUGACCCAAAACACACUGCCAACAUAACAAAAGGACUUCAUCAGGGUUAAAAAAAAAAAAAAGUGGAAGGUUUUAGACAAUCACCAGGCCUUAACCCAACUGAGCAUGUAUUUCACCUCCUGAAGGGAGAAAUCCUCCAAAACAAAUGACAACUGAAAAAAACUGCACUACAAGCCUGGAAAAGCAUCAAUGCAACAGUUUGGUGAUGUCAGUGGGUCUGCGGCUUGAUGCAGUUAUUACAAACAAGGGACAUGCAACCAAAUGUUAUUUAGUAAGUGUUAUGUACUUUAAAUUACUUUAAGACUAUUUGUUCCACUCCUUUUGCUCACCUAAAAGUUGGGUGGUCUGCCAUAAAAAGUGCAAUGUUCUAAGUUGUUAUAUAUACACACACACACUGUACUGUGCAAAAGUCUAUUACAGUACUAUACUGUAUACUCUAUACUGUGCAAAAGGCAUCCUGUUUUUUUUUUUUUCUUUUUCUUACAAACUUUUAUUUUUAUUUUUUGAUUUCUACAUUAUUGAGUCUGUACAAAAACAUUUGAGACAUGCAUUUCUUUGCAUGUGCCUAAGACCUUUGCCCAGUACUAUACACACACACACACAUAUAUAUAGAAGAAGAAGCCUUUAUUUGUCACAUAUUCUUUUAUUUGCAUAUCCCAGCUUGGUAGGAAGCUGGGGUCAGAGUGCAGGGUCAGCCAUGAUAUGGUGCCCCUGGAGCAGGGAGGGUUAAGGCCCUUGCUCAAUUGUCCAACAGUGACAGCUUGGUAGUGCUGGGGCUUGAACCCCUGACCUUCUGAUCUGUAACCCAGAGCCUUAACCUUUGUGCCACCACUGCCCGAUUGCAGAGAUUUUUUUUCAGUUGUUUAUUCUUCAGUCUUAAAUAUUAUUUAACAAAUAACUCACAUAAAAUAACAUAACAAUUAACAAAAAACAAUGUUGGCCCCUCGAAACUAUUCAGUGAUGAAUAUAGCCACCCUUCUUUUCAAUAACCGCCAUGAGCCUUCCAUCCAGUGAAUCUGUCAUUUGAUCUGUCCAUGAUCAAUUUUAGCUGACACUGCCACCACAGCCUCCCAAAAGCUGUUCCAAGAGGUAAAUUGUCUUCCUUCACUGUAAAUCUCAUGCUUGAGAAUGGCCCAGAUCUCAAUAGGAUUUAAGUCGUGUGAGGAAGGGGGCCAGGUCAUCAUUCUGUCAUCUUUGAUGCCUUUUCUGGAUAGCCAAGCUGUCAUGUACCUUGAUGUAUGUGAUGGAGCAAUGUUCUGCAUAAAGAUCAUGGCCGUUCUGAAUGUUGCUGACUUCUUCCUGUGCCACUGCUUGAAGAAACCCUUCUAGUAACUAUCAGUUUGUUUGGGAGUUGAUUUUCAGUCCAUCUUCAACCCGAAAAGGUCCAACUAGGUCAUCAUUAAUGAUACCAGCCCACAGCAGUACCACUCCUCCACCUUGCUGGUGCCUUGCUCAAACUUCUACUCUCUGCCGAUUAGUGAUCCAUUCACGUGCCCACCCAUUUGGUCCAUCUAGAGUUGCUUCCAGCCAGAGAGGACUCUCCUGCAGCCAAGUAUGCAUGCUUGGUUGUAGGCUAGUUUAGGGUUGGUUGGCAUCAGCUCAUCACAUAGGAGAUUAGCUGAGUUACCAUACUCUGUAUUUGAAGUGUCUUCUUGGUGACAUUGUUUCCAGCAUGGCUUUCUCUAGGAGCCAACAUCUGACUAUGGCUAGUCUUGGAAUUAGUGGGACAGCUUGGUGGUGGUUUGCUUUUUACCCGGAACGACAGUCAUAUCAGGUGUGAGCUGGAGGGAAUCCACAUCUUCUCCAUGCAGACUUUGCACUGGUGUCCUACAAGGCUCAGCACUGGGUCCUCUUCUGUUCUCACUCUGUACCCACUCUCUCAGUGAGGUUUUUUUUAUAAUACUGCUGUGCUGAUAACAUUAAACUCAUCCUCUACUUUCCUC